GUAUGGAAAGAAGCCUGUCAACGAGUUUUAUUGAGUGGACUCGCAGCUUUGAAUCAACCAAAAGUGACUUUUUUUUUCACAACCAAUAUUUGAUUGAUAUGCUUGCUAAGCCAGAAACUCAAAAAUUCUCGACGGUGUUUGAGACUUCGCACCUGCGGGUUGGGAGCUGCAGCAUGCAGGGAUGGCGCAAAUCGAUGGAGGACGCUCAUGUCGCGCAACUUAAUCUCGACGGAAACAAGGACCAAGCCUUCUUUGGAGUCUUUGACGGUCACCAAUCGGACGAAGCAGCACGAUAUUGCCGCGCUCACGUGCUCGACGAACUCUUGAAAAAUAUUGCUGCCUACAAGGGUGAUGUGAAAACGGCCUUUGAAGAAUCUUUUAAGGCGAUUGAUAAGCAAAUCUGUCAGAAAUUUGCAUCUAGCGGUACAACAGCGAACUGUGUUUACUUGGCAAACCAGCAAAUCGUGUGCGCAAAUGCUGGCGACAGUCGCGCUGUGCUGUUCCGUGGAGGCAAAGUCGUCCCGCUCAGUGUCGACCACAAGCCUUCCGUGCCCUCCGAGGAGGCACGAAUUGUAGCUGCCGGUUGUCAGGUGGAGAAUGACCGUGUGGAUAUGACGCUGGCGGUUAGUCGUGCGCUCGGUGAUGUGGAUUUUAAAUCUGAUGAUUCGACUGACUGGCGCCAGCAGGCCGUUACUGCUCUCCCAGACGUGACCGUAACGCCGUCGCGAAGCGACGACGAGUUUAUUGUGAUUGGCUGUGAUGGAAUUUGGGAUGUUCUUUCUAACGAAGAAUGUUGCAGGCUCGUGAAAACUCUUAUUCGUAAUAAUGAGAUUGACAAACACGGCAAUCCAAUUGCGGUGGAUAUCAGUCUUGUUUGCGAGCAGGUACUGGAUCGGUGUCUUGCACAGUCGAACACUGUGAAGGAAGGAACGGAUAAUAUGACCAUCAUCGUUGCCGAAUUCAAGCCGCCUUUUUUUAAGAGUUAA
Messenger RNA from Leptomonas pyrrhocoris, 986 nucleotides. Its product is annotated as protein phosphatase 2C-like protein. Lineage: Eukaryota; Euglenozoa; Kinetoplastea; Trypanosomatida; Trypanosomatidae. The transcript has a single exon. The coding region runs from base 99 to 986 and encodes 295 amino acids. Gene Ontology annotation, biological process: protein dephosphorylation. Gene Ontology annotation, molecular function: protein serine/threonine phosphatase activity. The record is from RefSeq and is a predicted model, not a curated record.